This is a messenger RNA of Neltuma alba, 1155 nucleotides long. RefSeq names its product receptor-like protein 12. The transcript has a single exon. Gene Ontology annotation, molecular function: protein binding. The record is from RefSeq and is a predicted model, not a curated record. Lineage: Eukaryota; Viridiplantae; Streptophyta; Magnoliopsida; Fabales; Fabaceae. Bases 1 to 1155 code for a protein of 384 amino acids.
AUGGGUGCUGAUGAGGUUCAAUGCAUAGAGAAGGAGAGGGAAGCCUUACUUCGCUUUAAGGCUGCCCUUGGCAACUCUUCCCUUGUCAGAUGGUUUUCAUGGGGUAGUAAACAGCACAAGACAGAUUGCUGUGCAUGGGAGGGAGUUUUCUGCGACAACCAAACUGGUCAUGUCAUCAAGCUCCAUCUUCCUGGUGAAUUUCCAGAGUUUCGCUUGAAAGGUGAGAUGGAUGCGUCACUACUGGUGGAGUUACAAUACCUGAUGUAUUUGAACCUUAGUUUCAAUUAUUUUGAAGAUAGGCCGAUCCCCGAAUUCCUUGGCUCUCUAAACCACUUGAGAUACCUUGAUCUCCACAAUUGCCGUUUAAGUGGAGGAAAUAUUCCAACUCAACUUGGGCUUCUUUCACACUUGCAAUAUCUUGACCUCUCAGGAAAUUGGGCUCAAGGAGCAAUACCUUAUCAACUCAGAAAUCUCUUGCAAUUGCAGUAUCUUGACCUCUCAUAUAAUCAACUUGAAGGAGAGAUACCUUAUCAACUUGAAAAUCUCUCACAAUUGAGGCAUCUUGAUCUCUCGUCGAAUUCAGGUCUUACAGGAGCAAUACCUCGUCAACUUGGAAAUCUUGUGCAAUUGGAGCAUCUUGAUCUUUCGGCAAAUAAUCAUACAGCAUCAAUACCUUUUCAACUUGGAAAUUUCUCCCAAUUGCAAUAUCUUGAUCUCUCAUACAAUUCUUUUGAUGGAGUGAUACCUUGUCAACUUGGGAACCUUUCGAACUUGCAAUAUCUUCUACUAUCAUCUCCAGGCACUCUCAAAAUCGAUCAAGAAAAUGGUGCUGGAUGUGAGUGGCUCUCUAGUCUCACUUCGUUGACCCAUCUAAAGCUGGAAUACAUGACUGAUCUCAAAUAUUCUCACAAGUGGUUGCAAAUGAUUGCAAAGCUACCCAACUUGAAAGAGCUAAUCAUGCCGCACAAUAAUCUGUCAGAUGAGUAUAUCGUCUCCUUACCCUCCUUAAAAUUCAAUUCCUCUUCUUUUUCUAGAUUGGAUUUGACAGGGAAUAAAUUCGAGUCAUCUAUAGUAUUCCAUUGGAUCUUAAAUAUCAGCACCACCCUUGUUGAUCUUAGUCUUUAUUGGAACCACCUUGAGGGUCCCAUUCCUUAA